This is a messenger RNA of Drosophila hydei, 1614 nucleotides long. RefSeq lists its product as uncharacterized. The record is from RefSeq and is a predicted model, not a curated record. Lineage: Eukaryota; Metazoa; Arthropoda; Insecta; Diptera; Drosophilidae. Gene Ontology annotation, molecular function: glucosaminyl-phosphatidylinositol O-acyltransferase activity. The transcript is spliced from 2 exons. Gene Ontology annotation, cellular component: endoplasmic reticulum; membrane. Gene Ontology annotation, biological process: GPI anchor biosynthetic process; protein localization to plasma membrane. The coding region runs from base 95 to 1588 and encodes 497 amino acids.
UAUAUGUGCGUGUAUGUAUACAGAGUAGGCUAUUAUCAAAAUAUAAUUUUAGUUAUACCUGCCGCUAUGGUACGCCAGUAUUUGGACAACAAGCAUGGACAGCGGACGAAUUGCAUUGGGAGUGUAUGAUAUACCCCAGCAGCAUACAGAUAAGCGUUCGUUCGCUUCGAUAGAGCAGAGCUUUUCAUCGCUGUUUGUUAUUUUGGCCAUCUUCUCGGGCGUUGUAUUGGCCCGUGCGAUAUUGACCCCCAGCCGGACAAGUCGAUUGAAUCCUACGUUAUGCUACCUACUGGAAUUUCCAUUGAUCGCCGUGCCGGGCGUUCUUUUAGUGACUGUGGCUAGCGAUUAUAGUGUGCAAUUCGUGUCGGUUAUGAUAGCUGUGCUUUUCGUUUACAUUAUGCGUACGGGCUCGAUAUCGCGUAUCGAAAGCCAACCCCAAUUUGACGUGGGUACCCGACCUAUUGCCAUUACUAUUUGCCGUGCGCUGACUCAUCUGAUCACAUCGAUUUGUAUACUCGCAAUUGACUUUCAAAGCUUUGAUCGCCGAUAUAGAAAGAGUCGACUCUUUGGUGCUCAUCUCAUGGACACGGGCAUUGGCCUCUUUGUGUUCACAAUGGGUUUGGUGUCUCGUCGUCCGCGCAAUUGCAGUGAACUGCGGCGAAAUAUUCUACGAUCGGCACUGCCGCUCAUAUUACUCGGAAUUGCACGGGUCAUAGCGAUCCUUGCGCUUAACUAUGGACAGGAUGAGCAUGAGUAUGGCGUCCAUUUGAAUGCAUUCUUCACGCUGGGUCUGACCAAGCUGUUUGGUAGUAUAUUCAGUUAUUUUGCACACAGUGACUUGCAGCUGUUGCCUUUGGCAUUUUGUGUUCUGGCAUGCCAUCAGGUGGCACUCACCUUCGGCGGUAUCUCGGAAUAUGUGAUGGAUGAUGAUGUACCCCGCUCCACUUUACUGAGUGCUAAUCGCGAGGGCAUUUUUUCGAUACCCGGUUUUGUGGCUAUUUAUUUGUUAUCUAUUUACUUCGCCCGUUGGCUGUUCGCCAAAAAGUUGUACAGCUUUAAUGAAAUGAUUGGGAAAGUUUUUACCCUACUUAUCUUAGCGAUUGUCUGCUGGUCUCUAACGGCAGUCAGCGCCUAUGUAGUUGGCAUCUCACGUGUCACCUGCAAUUUGGGCUACAUUUUAUGGAUGUCUGCUAUAGUAAGCACCGUUAUGUGGCUAAUCAUGUUGCUGUUUGAACUCAUAUUCCAAAGCAAACAUAUCGAAGCAAACGGAACGAAGCUUAACGAAUUGACGCGCUUAAUGGACGAAAUACAACUUAACGAAACUGAGAAUCUAGAGAAAGGCUUAUUAAUUCCAACGAAAGCCGCUGCCAUCAAGAAUAACGGAGCUCUACCUAUCAUCAUCGAAUCCUUGAACAUGAAUGGCCUUGUGUAUUUUCUUUUGGCCAAUAUAUCAACGGGUUGUGUCAAUAUCUUUUUGAAGCCCGAAGAUCGUUCAGAUGCUGUUUCAGUGUUCAUUUUGCUCAUCUACAUGUUCCUGGUGACGGGUGCCGUCUUUCAACUUUAUAAAAGGCGUAUUCGCAUCGCCUAAAUCAAUGAACAAUCAAUCAACAUAUC